AACUUUGAAUAAACAGAACAAAAGAAAAACACUUCAAUUUAGUACUACAGUACUUACUACUAGAAGAAAAACAGCAGAGCACCUCAAAACACACACUCUCUCUCUUUCUCUCUCAUCAAGCAAGGCAUUCAGGAGAGAGAAAAUAGAAAGACUCCUCAGUCCUCAGUCCUACUGCUAGUACCCACAAAUAUUUAAAAACCGCGUCUUUUUUUUUCACUUAAAUUUCCUCUGUUUUCUGCAGUUCUUGGAUCUUCAUUUUAAAAACCCUACUCAGAGAUAUCAGAUCUAUUGAUUAUCUUACCUGGGUUUUUUCAAAAUGACAUUAUAGUUUUCGAUUUGACCCAGAAAAAUCCAAAUAAAAUUUUGUACAAAAAUGGCGAGUUCGGACCCGAAUAAGAAGCCCAAACCCGGCCCAUGGCCUCCGGUGCCGGAAUCAAAGCCAAUGCCGCCGACUUCAUGGGCUAAGAAAACUGGGUUUCGGCCCAAGUUUUCAGGCGAGACCAAUGCAAGUGAUUCCGGCCCAAUUGGGUCAGUCCCUAAGUCGAGGGGUUCAGAUUCUGUUGUUGAUCUUGAAUUGGGCCGUUCGCGGCCUCUUCCGACGGCAAAUGGGCCCCCACCACCGCCACCUGCGACUGCUCCGGCGGCGGCGGUGGCGGAGAAGGAGGUGGUGCCGGUGAAGAGGAGGAGAGAUUCGGAUGGUGGAAGUGGUGGUGGUGGGGCGAAGGGGCCGGUGCCGCUUGCGAACGGGCAGGCGGCCGAGGGAGGGGGACGACGUGCGGCGGGCAGGAGUGAGGAAGGUGUUGAGGUGGUGCCUCAGGCUCAGAAUGUAGAUGAUGAUGGGUUUGUGGGGAGGCAGUCUCAUAUGAAAUAUGAGCUCAGAGAUAGUCCUGGACUUGUACCCAUUGGUUUUUAUGGUCUCCAACAUUUUAUUUCGAUUUUGGGCUCAAUAAUUCUGAUUCCGCUCGUGAUAGUACCAGCAAUGGGUGGCUCUUAUGAGGAUACAGCCAAUGUAGUGUCUACGGUGCUCUUCGUGACUGGAGUAACGACGCUUUUGCAUACGUUCUUUGGGACAAGAUUACCCUUAAUACAAGGGCCUUCAUUUGUAUAUCUGGCUCCAGCUCUUGCAAUAAUAAAUUCCACAGAGUUCCAAAAGUUGCAUGGAAAUAACUUCAAACAUAUAAUGAAGGAGCUCCAAGGGGCCAUCAUAAUAGGCUCAGCAUUUCAAGCAUUUUUAGGGUAUAGUGGAUUGAUGUCAUUUUUAGUCAGGGUUAUUAAUCCGGUGGUUGUGGCUCCAACUAUUGCUGCUGUGGGGCUUUCUUUUUAUAGUUAUGGCUUCCCGCAAGUGGGAACUUGUCUUGAGAUUGGUGCUGUGCAGAUAUUGCUUGUGAUAAUCUUUUCUCUUUACAUGAGGAAAAUAUCUAUUCUUGGUCACCGUGUAUUUCUAAUUUAUGCGGUUCCCUUGGGUCUGGCAAUCACCUGGGCUGCUGCAUUUCUUCUGACUGCAGCAGGUGCAUACAGCUACAAAGGUUGUGAUCCAAAUGUACCUACAUCAAAUAUCAUAUCUGAGCACUGUAAAAAGCAUGUUAUGAGAAUGAAGCAAUGCCGUGUUGAUACUUCUCAUGCACUAGGAAUGGCACCAUGGUUUAGAUUUCCUUAUCCUUUGCAAUGGGGUACUCCUGUAUUCAGCUGGAAAAUGGCUCUUGUUAUGUGCUUUGUCUCCAUUAUCGCAUCAGUAGAUUCUGUUGGUUCAUAUCAUGCAUCGUCCUUGUUAGUGGCCUCCAGACCUCCAACACCAGGUGUUCUUAGUCGAGGGAUUGGUCUGGAAGGACUCUGCAGUGUUUUAGCUGGCCUCUGGGGCACAGGGACCGGAUCUACAACACUCACUGAAAAUGUGCAUACUAUUGCUGUGACUAAAAUGGGAAGUCGGAGAGCAGUUGAACUAGGUGCAUGUGUUUUCAUCGUCUUAUCUCUUAUAGGUAAAGUUGGAGGUUUUAUUGCUUCAAUUCCUCAAGUCAUGGUUGCGGCUCUCCUUUGCUUCAUGUGGGGGAUGCUUACUGCGUUAGGUUUAUCAAAUCUACGUUACAGUGAGGCUGGAAGUUCUAGAAACAUUAUCAUUGUUGGACUCUCCCUCUUCUUCUCUCUUUCCAUACCAGCUUACUUCCAGCAAUAUGGAAUCUCCCCAAAGUCUAAUGUUUCUGUACCAAGUUAUUUUCUUCCGUACAUUGUAGCCUCUCAUGGGCCCAUCCACACAAAUUACGGAGGGCUUAACUAUCUUCUGAACACAUUACUAUCAUUCCACAUGGUGAUUGCAUUCCUUGUGGCUUUGAUCUUGGAUAACACCGUACCUGGCAGUCGACAAGAACGCGGUGUAUAUGUGUGGUCGGAAGCUGAGGCUGCCAGGAGAGAACCUGCAGUCACCAAAGACUAUGGUUUGCCAUUCAGAGUGGGCCGAGCUUUCAGAUGGGUUAAAUGGGUUGGUCUUUAAGAAGUUGUAGUAUCAUUUCCAUUUUUACUUGUCGAAAGACACGUGUGGAGGACGCGGGUUGAAAGAGUGAGAAAACAGGCUUGCUGCUCGAGGUUCAAUGUUAUGCCCCAUUUUGGCCGAUACAAUGUAGCAGCGCUCUAAGGAGGUGAGUUAUGUACAUCCUAGUACGUUGUAAUGUAAUAUUAAAUUGUAGUACAGGGAUUUUGUAUGUACGUAGUAGUAAUUUUUUUAUUUUUUAUUUUCUGAGUUAUUGCACUUUUUACUUUUGGGUGUUUGCUCCCAUUAUUAGCUUUUAGCAUAUUCAUUUGUUAUGUAACUGGGGUCUCGCAUCUGCUGUUAUGGUGCUCCUGCGCUUUCUUUUUCCUUUUCGUCAUAUUGAUUUGAGUAUAUAUACCA
Messenger RNA from Beta vulgaris subsp. vulgaris (sugar beet), 2881 nucleotides. Its product is annotated as nucleobase-ascorbate transporter 12. Lineage: Eukaryota; Viridiplantae; Streptophyta; Magnoliopsida; Caryophyllales; Amaranthaceae. Gene Ontology annotation, molecular function: transmembrane transporter activity. Bases 374 to 2485 code for a protein of 703 amino acids. The transcript has 10 exons. Gene Ontology annotation, cellular component: plasma membrane. The record is from RefSeq and is a predicted model, not a curated record. Gene Ontology annotation, biological process: transmembrane transport.